UGAUUGGAGAAUGAAGGUAAUGAAAAAUGGUUUUAUACAGCUAAGUCGGUUUUACUCCUUCCCAUAUUUCUCCAUCAAUAUUAGCCUACUCCUUUCAUCUUUUCCCGUUCCCAAAUAACGCCGAUCCGGUGCUGUUUCCUUUUCGAUCGCUUCUUCUUUGAUUCCUUCGUUCCAAAUCCAAAUUCAUUCAAUCAAUACUUUUCCGAACCCAUCACCUUUCUCUCGAUCCCCACAUGGACAACAACGGUGGCUCUACCAUAGCUUGCGACAAACUGGAUCGAGUGGCUUCCUGGUUCGGCAGCAACGUGGCUUCCGCCUUCUUCGCCUCCUUGGAGCGAUGCUCCUGCAUCAACCUCAGCACCACCGACAACGAUGAAGACGAGGAUGCCCACGACCGCCCUCUUACCUUCUCCAAGUCGGUUCUCCAUAUUGGAUCAGAGAUCGAUGCCAAACCUUUCAUAGAUUCCUCCAAGCUUCCUUGAUUAUAAUGCACGGACUUCUUCUACAUGUUUAUAAUCUUCUGGGGGUUUGUCAAAGUUUUCUGCCCCCCCCCUCAACAAACAACUCGAUAAUUUUUUUUUGUAUAGCUUGUGUUUUUUUUUUUUUAACGCUGUUUAUGAUUUUCACCAUGUUAACUUGUUGAAUAUGUGAUGAAAUAUAAAUGAUUUUGUUGUUUGCA
Messenger RNA from Neltuma alba, 679 nucleotides. RefSeq lists its product as uncharacterized. NCBI's taxonomy places the organism in Eukaryota, Viridiplantae, Streptophyta, Magnoliopsida, Fabales, Fabaceae. The coding region runs from base 234 to 482 and encodes 82 amino acids. The transcript has a single exon. The record is from RefSeq and is a predicted model, not a curated record.